This is a messenger RNA of Varroa destructor (honeybee mite), 3099 nucleotides long. RefSeq names its product dnaJ homolog subfamily C member 8-like. The record is from RefSeq and is a predicted model, not a curated record. NCBI's taxonomy places the organism in Eukaryota, Metazoa, Arthropoda, Arachnida, Mesostigmata, Varroidae. Gene Ontology annotation, cellular component: nucleus.
UCACAUUAAUGUCAGGUUCUCCCUUCUAUCUAACGGAAUUCGCGCGGUUAUCUCACGGAUAUCCACCGGCAGUCGGACUCUUUCAUUGUUAUGAUGCAGCCGGAUGCGGAUCAUUCAUAAAGACUCCGGUUGUUGUGGCUGACGUUAUUUAUUUCGUUUAGUGAAAUGUUAUAGUAAGCCAGUAGUUGGAAUUGCUUGGAAAAGUACACAGCUGUGGUCUAUGUGAAUCAGUAAGUCGAGUGUGGUCUUGCCGUGUUGAGUGCUACUACAUAUAACUGCGAACUAGAAGACUGUGCAUUUUUCGUUCCGUACUAAUAGCAAUAGCCAAUAGUUUCUGCAGCUGAAUCACUCUUCUAUCUCUCAACCCACCACAGAACAUUUAGGUGUAACCAAACCAAGCAUAAUGGCUUACUACGGCGGUGGCGGACCAGGGUACCCUGGCCAUCCGGGUCUCCCGGGGGGUUAUUCAGUUUAUCCACCCCCGCCUCCACCGCCGCCUGUACCCCCUCAGCCGCCUGCAGCUCUUCCACAUCCAGUGUACAACCAGAUGCCGGGACCGGCCGCAAGUGCUGGGAUUAGUUUCGGCGGCGACGUUGCUUUAUCACAGUUUAUGAGCGAAGUAAAAGAAAUCGCAAAACGCGAUGAGGUGUUGACAUCGGCUGGUCAGAUUGAGCGUCUUCUACGGCCGGGGUCUACCUACUUCAAUUUAAAUCCUUUUGAAGUACUACAGCUUGACCCUAGCUCGACUAUGGACGAUAUUAAAAAACGCUAUCGGCAACUAUCGAUUCUGCUUCAUCCGGAUAAGAAUCCAGACAACAAAGAGCGCGCGCAGAUGGCGUUUGACGUUGUAAGGAAGGCGAACGAAGCUCUCAAGGAUGACUCGAUGCGUACGAAGGCUCUCGCCAUAGUCAAUGAGGCCAAGGAGAUGACAGAUGCCCAGGUAGCGGAUAAGCGGCGGAAGGCUCGCGGCGAGCGUAUACCAGAAGAUGAUCCAGAACAAUAUAAGAAGGCAGUAUACGUGCAAACUGCGAAAUUGUUUGCUGAACUUGAACGCAAGCGUCGCGCACAGGAGGACCGAGAUCAGUUGGAACGCAAACGUAAGCGGGAAAAAGAAUUGGAGGACGAGGCCACGAAGAAGGCAGAACAAGAAUGGCAGAAGAACUUUGAGGAGUCACGUGAAGGCCGAGUCAGCUCGUGGCAAAGCUUUAGCAAAAAAAGGAAAUCGAAGGCACUCAAGCCGCCGAAGACAAAAAUGGAAAACCGAUGAGCAUGAUUUGACACGUAUCUGUCAAAACUUCAGGAGAACCACAGCAGUGGUUAGCUACUAUUCUUGUGAAUAACCGAAUCAGUCUUGUAAUACUAUUCACCUCUGUUGAUGUGCUGUUUAUUGCCUUCGUAGAGAAAUGGAUUCGGCUCGGUUUAAUAGUAGAAUUCUGUAAUGAUACGAAACCUACAUAUCGAAAUGCGUUUAUAUCACCAACUGUCGGGAGCUAGUUUAAUUAUAAUUAGUAGCUAUUAAAAAAACUUGGUAGAUUAGCCUCUUUGGAUUUGCGGAUUAGCUGUUAUCAUCGAUAUGAGAGUCACGUAAAAAUUUCGGCUGUGAACGGUUGACUGUGGAUACCCUGUGGGCUAAUGUGAUAACAAUAAUAAUAAAUAGAGCUAUUACACUGUGUCAAGCCUAUAUUGCAAAAAUACUGUCCAAUGAUACCAGCCAAGUAGUCCAGAAACAUAGCCCAGAGAGGUGAGUCAAGACUGAGCAGAAAACAGAUCACAGUACCAUUGCCGUUGAGGUUAUACGGGAUCUUUGUGACACGAAAGCUUCUGGAAAUGGGUCGACUGGUUGUAGCUGCGACAGUCAGUUGUUGCCCCAGAAUCUCCUAGUUAUUAAAGGUGUUGGCAUUGAUUGGCCUGUUGGCUGUUCUCAGUUUGUCAGCAGUGAAGCAGCUAUAUAAUUUGCACCAGAAUCACAUUUAGCAUAAUACUUAACUAUUAAUUUCUUGAAGAAGAAAGCGUACUUCUACCAAUAAAGUAUAGUGUAUCAAGGCUGGCGCUUCUGUGAAAGUGUUGGCGCUCAGCCAGCUCAUACAUGCUGACAAGUCUACAUGUAACAAAAUGUAUAUAGUUCGAUUUAUAUAGUCAAAAAGCUAUGUCAGGCUUCUUGUUAUUCAACUAAGCGUGAAUACUGAAAGACAGUAGACGCAUUGUAAACGUAGUAAUCGUAAUGAAUAAAGUAAUGCGCCUCUAAAUGUGAGUCACUUAAACAUUUUUACCUAUUAUCUAUACAAAUCAACAAAGUAUGUAUUAAAAAAUAGGUUAAUCUUUCUGGAGCUACUUCAGAGACUUGUAAUUUGGUGGUUUCAGAUCUGGACGAUAGCUGAUUAUCCGCUUAUUGGUGUUGACAGGUGAUAGAGUAAAAACAUGCUACUUGAGGUCGCUGAAAUAUCUAAUGGUUAAUAACUAGAAGGAUUCGGCGGUUAGAUUGUACUCUUAAUAUGUUGUUUUUUUUCGUUCUGUUAAAUUGAUUACGUUUUUUAGCCAGGAUUAUGAACCCUCAAAAAGGCUAAUCUAAAUUGACUUAACUGCUUAUAUUUAUUAACGAUAUAACGAUUAACGAUUAGCAAGGAAGGAUGUGUUGUUUGCAAGAGGCAAAAACUCAUGUCACCGAUUAUAUCUUACCUAUGAAUAAUGAAUAAACCAAAUCAAAUACGUAAAAUAACGUAAUCAGAAUGGGCUUAAUCGAUUACUGCGCCAAUGAAUUGAUAUGGAAAAUAUUUUUUUAAUCGAUCAGAAAUGAUUAAAUCUUGGUCAAUAUACAGAUUUCACGUACAGCAUCUGAGCUGCGACACAUUAAAUAGAGAACUAUUGUUAUUUAUCUGCUAAUGAAGUCUUAUGGGAGAUGUACGUCAAGAGGUUUUGCUUUGGUGGAGUAAUUCUUAGUAUGAUCAGUCAGAGCAAACUGGUGUUUAGAUAAGAAAAUGGCUCUUAAGAUAAGGAUCGAACUUGGCCUUCUUUCCUGCAACAAAGUCUUAAACAAAAUAAGAUGGUGUUAUCGGUAUAACAAUAAUAAUAACAAUGAUAAAAACGCUAAUAAAAAUAACA